AGCCCUUCCACUUCCCAUGUCCUCUCUCUAUAUUUAUAUUAAUAUACAUGUACAUAUAUAACUAAGAUCUUAGAGAGAGAAAACAAGAAACAACAACUACAAUGGGUGUGUUUUCGUGUGAUAACACGAUGUUAGUACUAGGAUUCUCUGCUUUCAUCAUGGUUAACCAUGUCUAUAUGGGACAUUCGUUUCCACUGGAUCGCAACUUUCAAACACGAAAAUUGCAAGAAUUUAAGUCGUAUUUCUUCCAACGAGAACAUCAUGUUUCUCUUGCUUCUUCGUCUUCAUCUCCUUCUCCGUCUCCAUCUUCGCCUGCAACAACCGGGUCAGGAGUCUUUCCGGUGAUUGCAUAUGGUGCGGAUCCGACUGGGAAAACCGACAGCACAGAGGCAAUCCUUAGAGCUAUUUCCGACGCCGUUUCCGGCGAUGGUGUUGGGUUUUUAAUGAAUGGUAUAAACAACGUCGGUGGAGUUCAAAUAAGUCUAGAAGGUGGGAUUUACAAGAUCAGCCGGCCGAUCAAAUUCCCGGUGGCCGGCCGAGGGAACAUUCUGAUAUAUGGUGGGACCCUAAAAGCAUCUGAUAAUUUCACAACCGAUGGUUACAUGAUCGAUUUAUCAUCUCCAUCAUCUUCAUCAUCAAAUUCUCAAUACAAUUACGAAUUCAUAACACUUAGAGAUUUAAUGUUAGAUUGUAAUUUUAAAGGAAGCGGUAUCCGAACAAUCAACAACCUUCGAACAAGCAUCGAUAAUUGUUACAUCGCCCAUUUUACCACAACCGGCAUCCUAGUACAAGGUGGACACGAAACCUACAUUCGAAACUGUUUCCUAGGUCAACAUAUUACAGCUGGCGGUGACCCUGGUGAACGUAACUUCACUGGAACGGGCAUUGACCUACAAGGAAACGACAACGCUGUCACAGAUGUUGUCAUUUUUUCAGCCGCAGUCGGAAUCAGUAUUUCCGGACAAGCCAACAUGAUAACGGGAGUACAUUGUUAUAAUAAGGCCAACGGUUUUGGUGGGACCGGAAUAUAUUUAAAGGUCCCUGGAAUCACACAAACUAGAAUCGUGAAUUCCUACUUUGAUUACACCGGAAUUGUAGCCGAAGAUCCAGUACAACUUCAUGUUUCCGACUGUUUCUUUUUGGGUGACGCGUUUAUUGUUUUGAAAUCGGUUCGUGGAGUUGUAGAUGGAAUAAACAUUGUAAACAAUAUGUUUUCGGGAUCUGAUAAAGGGAUUGAUAUCGUUCAAUUAGAUCAAACGAAUCAAGAGUUUACAGAAAUUGGUCACGUAGUUGUUGACAAGAAUAAUGUGAAGGGGAUGAGCUUAAAGGCAACUAUCGCGAAUGGUGUAACAAGGGUCAAUGGAACCUCGUGGAGUAUUGAUUUUAACAAGAUUCUUGUUUUUCCUAGACGUAUAAAAUUUGUUCAACAUACGUUAAUGACUGAUGCGGGUGACUCGUUUCCAAAUACUGUUUUACGAAAUAUAUCGGAAAAUCAGGUAUUGAUUCAAUCAGAUGCGACAGUUGAAGGAAGUGCAUCGGUAACCGUUGAUCAAGGUCUCUGGAUGUCAAGCUAAUUUAUAUGUAUUUAGCUGAAUUCUUUUUCAAUUUGUUCUAUAUGAUAUUGAGUUCAAGAUCUAACUUGAAAUUGUAACUUUCUGUAUGGGAUUUAUAUAAAAGUAUACGGAUU
Molecule: messenger RNA, 1687 nt
Organism: Lactuca virosa
Lineage: Eukaryota; Viridiplantae; Streptophyta; Magnoliopsida; Asterales; Asteraceae
Source: the annotation of a GenBank genome assembly